UUGAGUUUUUCUCUUGUCUAGCCAGGAAAAAAUUAGUUUUAUUUCCAGAAAAAAUGUCCAAAACACGCGAAAUUUUAACUUUACAAUUUGGUAAUUAUGCUAACUAUAUAGGAGCCCACUGGUGGAACAUACAAGAAUCGGGAUUUAGUUACGAUCAGUAUGGUGAACCAGGAGAAAUAUGCCAUGAUGUAUUAUAUCGCCAAGGAGUAAAUCAUAAUAAACAAACCACUUACACUCCACGCCUGCUAUUGGUUGAUUUGGAGGGUUCCCUUAAACACUUACCACGCGAGGGAGAACUUUAUGGCAAUAGCUUAAAAAGGGGAGGUCUAGAUGAUCUAGCCCAAGCUGAAAAUGUAACAGAACACGAGGCUGUUAAAAAGCUUAGAGAAGAUUUAGUUUGGCAACCUACGGAUCUAGAAGUUGUAGCCCAACCAGAAACUUCAAGAAAUGAAUUUCAAGCUGAUCUAGAUAAACCUGAAAUAAGUAUAGAGGAAAAAGAGUAUAAUCUAGCGGAAAAUGUGGAUACAUGGGCAGAUUUUUUGUAUGCCCGCUAUCAUCCUCGUACCGUCAACAUUGUUCAUCAAUAUCGUCAUGAUACCGAAAAGCAAACACUAGACACUUUCUCACGCGGCACUGAACUAUGGCAAUCGGAAGAGUUUGAGGAAGAUUUUUGUGAUCGUAUACGUCAGUAUGUGGAGGAGUGUGAUUUUUUGCAAGGUUUCCAAACGAUAUUUGAUUCAUUUAAUGGUUUUUCUGGUUUGGCUACCAAAUGUUUGGAGCAUUUGAACGAUGAGUAUGGUAAAGCGAAUAUGGCGGUGCCAGUUUAUUCGCCCAAUAAUAUGUUGUACGAAAAUGCAGAUGAACCAAUGUCCGAUUCUAUACGUGUCGUCAAUAGUUUAUUGACCUUCAAUCAACUUAUUGAGCAGGCCUCUCUUUUCAUACCUCUCAGUACACAAGAUCGUGUAUGGCGACAAUUGGGCUCUGCCAGAGAAUUUUCUUCGCUGCAAUAUCAACAUGAUAAUCUCUAUCAAACAUCAGCCAUAUUAGCCUCAUAUUUGGAUACUAUAUCUUUGCGCUAUCGUUUAAGAAACACACCCCCAACUAAUACAUUAUCUGGUUUUUGUGGAGAUCUCAAUAAUUAUGGACGUAAAUUAGCCUCUGCCGCUUUGUCCUUACCUUUUAAUAUGGAAUAUAAAAUGGAUCUUAUUGAUUGCUUGGAUAAAUUCGAAGGUUCUCUCUUUACACCAUUGACACCGAAUUGUAAAAUAGGCACCAACUAUGUUAUACAAUCACUCAGUGUACGUGGUAUACCCACAGAUCGUUUAAAGCGGCCACGUGACCAAGCUUCACAAAAUCAAAUGCGCAUGGCAGCAUACCGCUGUGAUUCAGUAUCUGAAAUGUUUCAAUUGUAUUUGCAGUGUUCUAAUCAUAAUGGUAUGGCACAUGUUACUUCAUUAAAGGCCGCCAUGCCUACACGUAUUCCUUAUCCAUGUGAAAUGUUUGGCGACAACCUAACUUCUUCAGGUUUUGUGAAUCCCUAUGAAAAACGCGCUAAAGAUGACAAGGUCAAUACGGUGCCUUGUGUAGCAGCCAUACAAUCGUCCAGUGAGUUGGGUGACACCUUAGAAGCUUUACACCGGGAGGCAAAGAGAAUAAAAAUAGCUAAGUUGCAUCGUUUUAAAGCGUGUGGCUUAGAUGAGGAUGAAUAUAAAGAGGCGUUGGAAAAUAUUUUAUUGUUUAAAGACAAUUAUGAAGAUAAUUUCGAAUUAUAGUUCACAAAGAGAUUGCGCAGAAGUACGGGUACUUAGUAUUUAAAUGAUGGCUAAACAUUGUAAGUUUGUAAAGCUUAAUUUAUACUUAAUGUAAUUGAAAAGUGUUUAUUAAGUUAUUACUUUGUAUUAAUAAAAGAUUUAUGAUAUCUUU
Molecule: messenger RNA, 1923 nt
Organism: Calliphora vicina (urban bluebottle blowfly)
Lineage: Eukaryota; Metazoa; Arthropoda; Insecta; Diptera; Calliphoridae
Gene: mst
Product: misato mitochondrial distribution and morphology regulator
Exons: 4
Coding region: 54-1772 (572 amino acids)
Biological process (GO): mitochondrion organization
Cellular component (GO): cytoplasm; mitochondrion
Source: RefSeq, a predicted model, not a curated record